AUGUCUGACAGAGGAUCUUUACGUUACACAAGCAUAAAAGAUUUGUUGCUAAAGGCUGCGAUCAAUUUCAAAGACAAGAGGCCAUCUGAUAUUUUCAAAAGGUUGCCUGAAAUGUAUAAUUUAGCAGAAACUGCAAGGAUACAGGGGGAUAAGGAAAACCAGUUCAUCAUGUUAAAGAGAUGGCUAAAUUGCAUAGAAUGGUUGAAAAGUACACAGGAAUAUAAAGAUGGCAAAACAUUCUCCUUAUCUAAUAUGCAUCAGAUCAAUGAGGCAAGGAAAAUACUUAAAGACUUGUAUGAAAAAUUAAGUGCAAGGUAUAAACAGAUAAAACAGAAAUCAGAAAAAAGUAGCAGUGUAGAAAAAAUGGACAUAGACAAUGAAACAGGAAUUGAUUCUCCUAUGCCUACAGUUGAUGGUCCUUUAAAAUUACCUGAAACACCAACCAGAGAUCCAUUGGUUGGUGAUAAUGAAGAGAUUAUAAACUGUGAUCAGUUGUUUCAAUUAAUGCAUAAAGAUGAUGGUAGAUAUUUAAUCAUUGAUAUCAGAUCCAAGUCUCAAUAUGAAGUUUCUAGGAUAAUGUCUGAUAAAUCUGUUAACAUUCCAAACACUAUAAUUAAACCUGGUGCGUUAACGUCGCAUUUCGAAGAUUAUAUUCAUAAAGAUAAAAAAUCUUUAAAUUUAUUUAGACACAGAGGAGCUCAGUAUGUUGAUGUUAUAAUUCUACUUGAUUGGAAUACAUCAAGUAAGACAUUGACAUCGGAUAAUCAUUUAAACAUACUAAGAAAAAUUUUAGAAGAUUGGGAUCCUGGUAUAAAGUAUAAGAAGAUUACAAUCUUGAACGGUGGCUAUGCAGAAUGGUUGACGCGUUAUCCAGCGUUCACGACAAACCCAAAUGUAACAGAGCCUGCAUCAAGUAACGUUCCAGACGAGAUAUUAGAUAAUAUAGAAUACCCUGAAUGGAUACAUUUGGACGAAGAAGAAAAUAUUAAAAUGCGCGAUAGCAAAACAAAUCCAAAAGUUGCGAAUAAAGAAAAUGUUACAUAUAAAAGUAACGUAUCAAACGAAGAAAUUUGGGACGAACAUAUGGAUGCAGAGGGCGAUAACGUUUCUAUGCAGUCUAACAACUUUACGAAUUCCACUGUUGAUGUAGACAAAAUUCCUAAAAGUAAUCCAAUUUUGAGACAGCAUGAUAAUAAUUCAUUAAAACUGCAACACAGAAGAUCGUUAAGUAUUACGAAAAAGACUGAUGUAUCUGCAAAACCGACUGUGGACAGAAGCAAUAAACCAGUUUCUUUAAACACGAGCACGUUGGAAUCGAAAGUAGUGUUGAAAUUAAUGAGACGAUUGAAGGAACUCGCUAAAAGCAAGCAAGUGUUGGAAGAAGAAAUCUUAGAAGAGGAACGUGCUUUGUGUAUGCAAGAUGGUACCAAACAUAAAAGUUUAAACGAAGAAGAAUAUAUUCGCGAUAAUUUAAAGACUCUUCAGUUGAAAUUGAAAGAGAAGCAAAAUGAAUAUAAAAAACUGGAAGAUGAUCUUACGAAGUAUAACGUAUUAGCGGAUCCAAUCAAAUUGAAUUUUACAGAAGAAAAUGAACAGGACAAGCUCAAGCUUAGUCUUGCUGUAUUUAAACAUCGUACGAGAGAUAUAUCCGCGGAGCGGUCGAAAAUACGCGAGAAAGCUUCAAAAAUUAAUUACAAAGACUUAUCAUCGAAAGAAAAUGAAAGUAAUACUCACAAGGAACCCUUGAAAAUGAAUAAUAAUUCAUCAAUAGGUGGUUUGGAACGAUCGUAUUCCAGUCCAAAUUUAUUACAGUUAAUAGAUCGCAAAGCACCACAGAUAGACAGAAGUUCGAAGCCACAACCAUCCCCGUAUCAAAGUGGAACUUAUACCGAUAAUAAACUGUCUCAUCUCAGUUGGGCGAAUCGCGAAGAAAGAAUGACACCUGUUCAUGGAAGUGUCCAUCCAGGUAUUACAGGAUUAAAGAACUUGGGAAACUCGUGUUACAUGAACAGUAUUAUACAAUGUUUAAGUAAUACCACGCAUCUAGCCAAUUAUUUAAUGGAUAAUUUGUACGUCGACGAUCUUAAUACAAAUAACGAUAACACCACCCAGGGUCAGGUUGUUGAAGAGGUAGCUCAAGUGAUCAAAGCUCUUUGGAGAGGACAAUAUAAGAGCAUAUCUCCGCUUGACCUCAAGAUCGUCGUGGGACAGUACAAAUUACAAUUUGAAAGUUACGAGCAACAAGAUUCUCACGAGUUCCUUACGUUCCUUUUGGACUGGAUGCACAAUGAUCUGAAGAAGAACUCUAAGAUACCAUCCGAAAUGACGGUUGCCGAAAAAGCGUGGGACAAAGCCAUGGAAUCAAAAAGAUCCAUCAUAUCCGAUUUAUUCUUUGGACAGCUAAAAUCAACCAUUACGUGUAGCUUUUGCAAGCAAAGCAGUACUACUUAUGAAACUUUUAAUAGUUUGACUACAUCGUUACCUCAUGCUAACCGGUGUACAUUAAACGACUGUAUUUUGAAAUUUGUAAGCGGGCAAAAGGUAGUUGGAUGGAAAUGCCCGAAAUGUCAGACGUCUCGAGAAGCAACGAAGAAAUUCGAUUUCGUUAAAUUAGCGCCUAUCAUAGUAAUACAUUUAAAUCGUUUCGCUGAAAGCGGUGGGUGGCUCGAGAAAAGAAGCACCGCUGUCGAUUUUCCUCUUACGGGCUUCAAUUUAAAACCGUAUUUGGUGGCGGACAGCAACACCAUUUCGAAUAUGCGUAAUUACAGUUACAGUCUCUAUGCAAUGUCGAAUCAUUAUGGAACCAUGGAAGGUGGUCAUUACACGGCUUUCUGUAAAAAUGCUGCUCAAAACAAAUGGUACAAAUACGAUGACCAAACAGUUACAGAAGUUACAAUGAAUCAUGUACGGUCUCAGAAUACCAGUGCCUAUUUGUUAUUUUAUACAUCAUUUUCCAGCAAUAUUAUUUAGUAUUAAUUGAAUGGGUCAUUGAACAUGACUGGGACGAAAAUUCAUUACUUAAAUAGUCGUUAAUGUUCUGUAACAAUGUAGAUAUUAAAUAUUUUUUGUAUGUACGGAAUAUAUUAUUAUAUGCGACGUACGCAUAAAACUAUGACGGUAUUAAGAGACUUCAUUGGUGCUGGGAUAUACGCUAAAGAUAUGUAAAUACAUAAACAUUAGGCCGGGAUAGUGUUUCGGUACUUUUAUUGAAAAAUAUAUUGCACGGUAGAUGAGAGAUUUAUUUCAACAAAUGCAUUGCAAAAAUAUAUCUAGCUCACGCUGCAUUCUGCAAGGUAUAGAUUUCAGUAACAAUGUUCCAUUCUGUAUCUUUAUACGUUGUGAUAUAUAAUAUUUUUCUGUUAUUUAUGCAUUUUUGCGUACGAACGCGAUAAAUUUUCUCUAAUGCUACUUCUUUAUCAACUCGUAUGUCACUAUUUUUGCUGAUUCGUAUUAUCGUAUAACUUGUGAUUUUUCAAGUUAUCUCAAGGAAAAGCACACUGAUAUUUUAUCGUUAGUAUUUUGCAACUUUGCAACUUGAAUAUUCUGUAUUAAAUGCAACACAACGACAUAUUAUAUAAACAUAUUAUAAACUAAAAAAAAACGAAUAAUUUCAUUAGAAAAUAUUGAUGCUUUCGAAAUCAAUGUUAAACAACCGCGUAACGUUAUUCGGACUCGAAUGCCUUUAUAAAGUGCCAUCACUAGUCUGUUUAUUUUGUACACGAAAUAAACAUUUUCAAAGUU
Molecule: messenger RNA, 3741 nt
Organism: Osmia lignaria (orchard mason bee)
Lineage: Eukaryota; Metazoa; Arthropoda; Insecta; Hymenoptera; Megachilidae
Source: RefSeq, a predicted model, not a curated record